This is a messenger RNA of Grammomys surdaster, 1617 nucleotides long. It is a transcript of the gene Akap14, whose product is annotated as A-kinase anchoring protein 14. Gene Ontology annotation, molecular function: protein kinase A regulatory subunit binding. The record is from RefSeq and is a predicted model, not a curated record. The transcript has 6 exons. Lineage: Eukaryota; Metazoa; Chordata; Mammalia; Rodentia; Muridae. The coding region runs from base 1 to 1617 and encodes 538 amino acids. Gene Ontology annotation, cellular component: cAMP-dependent protein kinase complex.
AUGAAUAACAAAAAAAAGCUCCCAAACCAGAAGGCGAAGAUUGUGGAGAACACUAGCACAGCCAAGACAAAGAAACCGGAGGCUCCAGAGCCCAAGAAUGUUACAGAGCCAAAAGACAGUAAAUCCGUAGAGGACCCGAAGAAGCCUGUGACAGAUCAGAAAGAGAAGAAAACGGUGACCAUCAUUGCAGAGCCAAAGGACAAAAAGAGUGUGACGGAGCCAAAAGAAAAGAAGACUGUGACGAUCUCAGAUCCCAAAGACAAGAAACCUGCAAUAGAGAAAGACAAGAGGACAGUGAGAUUUGUGACAGAGGUAGAAGACAAGAGGAUUGUGACCGACACAAAAGAAAACAGGAUUGCAUCAAUAGACACAAAAGAAAAGGUGCUAAUAGUGCCUGAAGUUAAAGAGAAGAGAGUGCAGCUGAUAGACCCAAAAGAGAAGGUGGUUGUUGCGCCCGCAGCGCAUGUUGCGCCCGCAGCGCAUGUUGCGCCCGCUGCGCAUGUUGCGCCCGCUGCGCAUGUUGCGCCCGCUGCGCAUGUUGCUCCCGCUGCGCAUGUUAUUCCCGCUGCGCAUGUUGCUCUUGCUGCGCAUAUUGUUCCCUCUGCGCAUAUUGUUCCUAUUGUUCCCUCUGCGCAUAUUGUUCCCGCUGCGCAUUUUGUUCCCUCUGCGCAUGUUGCUCCCGCUGCGCACAUUGUGCCAGUUGCGCAUAUUGUGCCUGCUGCUCCUGUCGUGCCAGUCGCGCCUGCUGCGCCAGUCGCUCCAGUUGUUGUGCCAGUCGCGCCAGUCGCGCCAGUUGCGCCAGUUGUCGCGCCAGUCGCCGCGCCAGUCGCUCCAGUCGCUCCAGUCGUUGCGCCAGUCGCGCCAGUCCCGCCAGUCGCGCCAGUCCCGCCAGUCGCGCCUGUUGUGCCAGUUGCUCCAGAAGUAAAACAGAAGAUCCCAGAGUUGAAGGGAAAGAAGGAAGUGCCACCACGUGUGCCCGCGUUAAAGCAAAGCAAGGCUUCGUCAGAGAUAAAAGUAAAGAAGGCUGCGUCUGAGAUCAAAGAGAAGGCGCGCGCAAUAGCUGUAAAAGAGAAGAAAACUGUGCCAGAGGUAAAAGAGAAAAAGCCUCUAGUUGUAGAGCAAAAAGACGACGGGGCAAGUGAAAUAGCUCGGACUAUAGUUGAGGGUGUCCUGGCUGCUGCUGUUCAGUUUGUGGAAGAAGCCAGAAACCCCAUCAAGAACAUCAAGUGGCUCACUCACGGGGAAUUCACGGCAGAAAAGGGUCGAAAACAAAUUGAAAAGUUUGUUUCAACGUGGGAAUUUCAAAACCGCUGGGUGUACUAUGCAGAUUUUAUAGAGAAGAAAGACUUAGUUCACUCCUUCCACUAUAUCUAUCGGGUGCGCUGGAGCGCCCCUACUGCCGUGAGACCCUUGGCACGAGUCAGUGCCAACGCCUACUUCACCAUCAAGUUCAACAAGAGCAAACCUCCGGAUAUGCCUGUUGAUGUCUCUUACAUCUUUGAGAAUUCAGCACUACUUCAAAGACCAGGAAAGAUUCGAUUUCGAGAACAGUGGCUGCGGGAUAUCACUGAGACCAAACAUAUUUUGUUGGAGUCCAUCCCCUUUAAAGUUGUCUGA